Molecule: messenger RNA, 3174 nt
Organism: Didymodactylos carnosus
Lineage: Eukaryota; Metazoa; Rotifera; Eurotatoria; Philodinida; Philodinidae
Source: the annotation of a GenBank genome assembly
CCUGAGGGUGUGGUGUGGGUGAGCCUACCAGUAUCUCACCCUCACCACCACACCCACACCACAUCCUCAGGCCAGAAUAACCUGGAGAUGAAUUUGGUACACUUUUUUAGGUGUUCUUACCCUUUCUUCUUUGUGUUCAUGGGUGUUCUUUGGGAGUUCGUAGGUGUUCGUGGAUGUUCGUGGGUGUUCAUUCAAAAUGUAUGCUUAAAAAGUGAAACUAUAAAAAAAUUUUUGGGUGUUCGUUAGGGAUUACUAUACUCAGCUAGACGAGCUCUAUCGAUAGAGCUCGUCAAUCAAUAGUCGUCAAUACUCAGAUUUUAAUUUGGGGGUGUUCGUGGGUGUUCGCGUCUUUUAGCAAUACCCCCAUAAUCUUGAAUAUAUUCUUGCGCAAUAACUUAGACUAUAUGCUUGGGCAAUAACCUUAAGUAUGAUCUUCUCCGUUAUGUUACAACUCUAGUGCGUGGCAUAACAUUUUUAUUUGUAAAUUCUUUAAAAACUCCUGAGCAUAUUAAAUCUGAGUAAUAUUCUUUAUUUCCUUAUUGUAUUUUACGAAGUGUGCCUAAUAAGUUAGGGGUCUUGUGGAUUUGGUUAUAAGUAUUGUAAUUCUAAUGUUAAUUCCUUUUAGAAAAAAUACGGAAUUUAAAUUUAAUGAUAGUUUCAGUUUAUUUAUUUGUGUUUUAUUUUUUGUUGUAUUUUUAAUGUUAACUUGAUUACGUGGUGGUAUGGUUGAGUGACCUUAUGAUAUAUUUGGUAAGAUUAUAAGUGUUUUAUACUUUAUUCUUAUUCUUUAUUAGUUAAAUAUUGUUAUUUUGAAGAUAACUAUUUUUAUUAACUUGUGUUAUUAUUGUUAGUCUUUUGAUUCUCUUUUAUUUUAUGGGUUUAUUUUUGAGCUGAGCCUAUAAAGUUGUUAAUUUUAUUAGAAGUUUUCAGAGUUUCUUUUAUUUUGUUAGUUUGUGGGAUAUUAAUAAUAUUCGAAUUAAGAUUUUUAUAUUUUUGUUUAAGAUUAGUCUUUGCAGUGUGUGAAUCUGUUGUUGGUGUUUUGUUAUUUGUAAUUUAUAUUACUUUUAAUUUUAAUUUAGUUAAGAAAAGUUCUUUUAUAUUAUUAUAAUUUUUAUGGUUUUAAUAAGUCUAUUUUAUUUUAAUUAUUCUUUUGUUUUAGCUUUAUUAAUCGUUUAUAUGUCUUUAAAUUAUUUGUAUUUUUAUGAAGAGUAUUCAAUUAAGUUUAAGUUAGAAGUGGAAUCUUGAUUUUUAGUUUAUCUUGUUUUGUUGUUGUUACUUUUUAUUGUUUAUGAUUAUAUAAAUAAUUGGUUUAGUGUAUUAGUUCUUUUUAUUAGCUUAAUUGAUAUUUUAAUGGUAAAUAAUAUAUUAGUUUUUUAUUUCAUAUUUAAACUUUUAUUUACUUUAAUUAUAUUUUCUAUUUUAUUAUUAGGAUAUAAUUUAGAACGUUUGAUAGUUGGUUAUUUAAUGUUAUUUUAUUGUUUUUUGUUUUCUAGUAUUAGUUUGUUUAUGUUAAUAAAGCUUGAUUAUCAUAUUGAUUAUCAUAUUAAGGUUGAUAAUUCAUUUUUUAUUAUAAGUUGAGUAAAUCUAGAUAUUUUAUUAUUAAGGUUUUUAGUUUUUUCUUUCAUUAUUAAGUUUCCUGUGUUUGAUUUUCAUUACUGAUUACCUGUCGCUCAUGUCGAAGCUUCUACUAUAGGUUUUAUUAUUUUAGCUAGAGUAUUAUUAAAAAUAGGUAGGCUUUAUAUGUAGUUAAAUAUGUUAAUUACAUGUUUUUUAUAAGUUGGUUAUCUUUAGGUGUUUUAGUAAGAACGUUAGUUAUUUUAGUGGUUAGGGAUAUAAAAAUUAUAGCAGCAUAUUCUUCACUCGCUCAUAUAACUUUAGUUUAUUUUGUUAUAAUAUUAGGUUUUGAUUUAGGGGUUAAAGGUGGAAUUUUUAUGAUGUUUUAUCAUAAGGUUAUUUCUUCUUUAAUGUUUUGGUUAGUUGGUUUAUUAUCUGUUUUAGAAUCUCAUAGUAUUAUAGUUAUAAAACACAUUACUAUUAGUACUUAUUUUAUUUUUAUUGUUUUUAUUACUAUAGGAAUAAAUAAAGGUUUUUUUGGUAAAAUCGCGUUUCGCCAAUUCAACUUUCGCCAAUAGACAUUCACCAUAUUGGCGACCGGCGAAUGUCGUGUGGACAUUCGCCAGCACCCCUACGACAUUUGCUAUAAUUAUGGCGAAUGUCUCGGCGACAGUCGCCAGUACCUGUCCUCAGUAUUCAUUGGAGUGUGCAGCUAAAAUUGUUUAUAGUACUCGUGUAACUCGUUCUAUGGCCGCUUCGGCUAUUAAAUCAACAAAUGACGAUUUACAGGAAGUUGAUAAUACCAAAAUGAAAAAACAGAAAAUUGAUAAUAAUAGUAAGAAUAAACAGUUACCAUCUGCAUCGGUGGGUCAAUUUCAAGAUCUGAUGGAAUUGUUCUCAAUUGGUGGUGAUUCGCCCAAUACCAACUAUUUGUUCAUGGGAGAUUACGUCGAUCGGGGCUAUCAUUCCGUUGAAACAAUCACAUUACUUGUUGCAUUGAAAGUGCGACACAAAGAUCGUAUCACGAUUCUUCGUGGUAACCAUGAAUCGCGACAAAUAACCCAAGUCUAUGGAUUCUAUGAUGAAUGUCUGAGAAAAUAUGGCGAUGCCAAUGUAUGGAGAUAUUUUACUGAUCUCUUCGAUUAUCUUCCUCUGACAGCCAUUGUCGAAGACCGAAUCUUUUGCUUGCAUGGUGGUCUUAGUCCAUCCAUCGACACUUUGGAUCAGAUUCGAGCGUUAGAUAGGGUACAAGAAGUACCAUGCGCAGGUCCUAUGUGUGAUCUACUCUGGUCAAAUCCAGACGAUCGCGGAGGUUGGGGUAUCUCACAGCGACGUGGAAGCUAUACUUUCGGUCAAGACAUAUCGGAAACUUUCAAUUAUACCAACGGUCUACAAUUAAUCUCUCGAGCUCAUCAAUUAGUCAUGGAAGGUUACUGUUGGUUUCAUGACAAGAAUGUUGUCUCCAUCUUCUCUGCACCGAACUAUUGUUAUCGUUGUGGAAAUCAAGCAGCAAUCAUGGAACUUGAUGAUUCAUUGAAAUAUGCCUUCCUUCAAUUCGACUCAGGCCCUCAACGUGGUAAGCCCCACGUAAUACGAAGGACGCCGAAUUAUUUUCUUUAA